UUAGGGGUGACUCAUGGCUGCCUCCUCGGCGGUAACACGCCUGUAAAAUAAAUUGCAUUGAAUAAAACCACAACCUAUGUCAUCCAAAAUAAUGUAGCUAUGAAUAUUACGAAGAUUAAAUCAGUAUGUAGGUGUCACAUUGAAGCUCUUGUCGUGAAGACUCAAAAUAACCAUAACAGGUAAGACCAUUCACAUAGCUAGCUACCCCCAUUCAUAGACUAACUGCUUUAGCGCCUAUUGACGAUAGUAUCUUCUGACAGGGGGUGUUUUGUUAAGAGCCACGACGCUUGCUCUAAACAUUAACACGCAUCGCUUGCGGGACGUUUUUGGAAACAUAAGGAACGCAUCUUUCAUAUCAUCUUUCAUAAUUUUCUAAAAACCAAAUGUUAAAUUGCUACACACCUUUUAUAGGGUUAGUAUUCCCACAGCCAUAUCUCCAUGUUAUGCUUGUUUACAGAAGCCAGACAUAGGCGACCACCUUUGCUAAUUAGCUAUCUAGCGUGCUCGAACACCUGUGUGUAACGUUAAGCAUACCUGGUGAAGAAGUGUAGCUAGUUCAUCAACUGGAGGCACACUGCUGGUGGAUCUGUGCAAAACUGCUACAGGGGGGAGAUGUCAUUGGCGUACCUUCGACUGUGUGCCCGACACAGGUUAGCACCUGGAGCUCAGGGAUAUGCGACCCACACCAGUGCCCCCAGGUCUCGGGAGCUAAAGGAUGAGGGUCCAGUGUUUCAGUAUGUAGGGAAGCAGCGAAAGCCCAACCACAAGGUGUUCGUAUGGGGGUUUAGCUACACUGGAGCUCUGGGCAUCCCCAGCUUUGUGGUUCCAGACAGUGGCAGGAAAAAGCCUAGGAAAUACCAGCUCACUCCUUACCGUCUGGAGACAGAGCAGCAGAUCUCCUCUGCAGCCUGUGGGUAUGGCUUUACCCUCCUCUCCUCUUCCACCAAGGACCUCACCAAGGUGUGGGGCAUGGGCCUCAACAGAGACUCACAGCUGGGCUUCCAACGCACCCAGCAAGACCGCCAUAAGAGCUAUGACUAUGUGCUGGAGCCCUCCCCUUUGCCUCUCCCCCUGGCCAGACCCCAGCAGACCAGGGUAGUGCAGGUGGCAUGUGGCCGUGCCCACUCCCUGGUGCUCACCGACUCAGAGGGAGUGUUCAGUCUGGGGAACAAUGCCUAUGGCCAGUGUGGGAGGAAGAUGGUUGAAGAUGAAAUCUACAGUGCCAGUCACAUCAUUCACAAGAUGGAAGGCUUUGACAGCCCAGUGACUCAGGUGGUGUGUGGGCAGGACCACAGUCUGUUCCUGACUGAGACAGGCAAGGUGUAUGCCUGUGGCUGGGGGGCAGAUGGACAGACAGGUCUGGGCCACCACAACAUGUGUGCCAGGCCGGUGGCUGUAGGAGGGGACCUGGCUGGGGUUAGGGUGCAGCAGGUGACCACCUACGGAGACUGCAGCAUGGCCGUGUCCCAGGACGGCCAGCUCUAUGGCUGGGGAAACUCUGAGUACCUCCAACUCUCCUCGGUCACUGAGGCCACCCAGAUAAACUCCCCCCGUCUCCUUCCUUUUGAAGGGGUGGGCAAAGUGACCCAGGUGGCCUGUGGAGGCACACAGGUGGCCAUUCUGAACGAGAGAGGGGAGGUGUUUGUAUGGGGCUACGGCAUUCUUGGAAAGGGCCCUAAUCUCUCUGAAUCCCAAACCCCUGAGCUGGUCCCUCCUACACUGUUCGGCCGCUCAGAGUUUAACCCUGCGGUGACCGUGAGCCGCAUCCAUUGUGGACUGAAUCAUUUCGCUGCUGUCACAGAUCGUGGGGAGCUCUUCGUUUGGGGGAAGAAUGUGAGAGGAUGUCUUGGUAUUGGAAAGAAAGAGGACCAGUACUUCCCAUGGCGGGUGACUGUGCCAGGUCAUGUGGUGGAUGUAGCGUGUGGGGUGGACCACAUGGUGGCACUGGUCAAGUCUGUCAUCUGAGCGUCCCCAGCCGGCAGAGCCAUUACGCCCUUCUCUUCCCCGUGACCCUCCCACCUCCCCCUCUUAUCACUGAGGGUUAUCCGACCCUGUUCAGCCGCCCUGUUAGCCUCACCUCCUCUGGCCGCCAGAACCCCAGAGCCCCAGAGCCAGCUGUCCUCCAUGGGUGGUAGAGAUCCUCCGGUCCCAGCGAUCUGGUGACUGAGUCCGCCAUUGAAAGCUUCAGUCUGCUCCCUGUGUCUCUGGCUAGCACGGUUGGGAUAACAUGGAGGCUGGGUUCACAGGCAACAGUCACUGCAGCACUCCAUUAAUCUCUAUACUAGUCAUUGGGCACCCUUGUUGGAUGAUGUGGAGAUCAGUGGAGCAGAAUUUGCUGGCUCAAGGCUGAUGCGGUGGAACCAUGGAUUUUUUUCUUCCUGCAGAAAAGUGCUGAAACUUGACUGUCAGACCUCCAGAACAAUGGCCUUUUGGCAUUUUACCUUCACUGUUGAUUUUUGAUUUUUUUUAUACGCUGAACAAAAAUAUAAACGUAAAGUGUUGGUCCCAUGUUUCAUGAACUGAAAUAAAAGAGCCCAGAAAAUGUCCAUA
Coregonus clupeaformis (lake whitefish) is the source of this 2550-nucleotide messenger RNA. It is a transcript of the gene rcc1l, whose product is annotated as RCC1 like. Lineage: Eukaryota; Metazoa; Chordata; Actinopteri; Salmoniformes; Salmonidae. The record is from RefSeq and is a predicted model, not a curated record. Bases 613 to 1965 code for a protein of 450 amino acids. The transcript is spliced from 12 exons.